Molecule: messenger RNA, 1051 nt
Organism: Eruca vesicaria subsp. sativa (arugula)
Lineage: Eukaryota; Viridiplantae; Streptophyta; Magnoliopsida; Brassicales; Brassicaceae
Source: the annotation of a GenBank genome assembly
AAGCAAGCUAUUGGUCUUGGUCUCGGUCUUUGCUCGUCGCAACUUUCAACCCCGAAAGCUCUUCCUGCAAUCUGAGACUUGAUCUUGAUGGGCCCUUGUGUUAAUAACGGAGAACCUGCCAUGGACACAAAUCACUGGGGAACUCAAUUGCCAUCUAAUGCACGACAGAAGAUCGUCAACAAGAUAUUGGAUACACUAAUGAAACACCUUCCAUAUUCUGGACCAGAAGGGAUUAACGAGCUCAAAAGAAUUGCUGCCAGAUUCGAGGAGAAAGUUUUCAGCCGUGCUGUUAACCAGACUGAUUACCUCCGGACAAUAUCCUUGAAGAUGCUGACUAUGGAGACUAAAGCGCAAAACGGAGCUGGUUCCUCUUCUUCUAUCCCUGCUGAUAGUAACAGUACCAACUUAGCUUUGGAUGAACUGGACAAUUUCAAGAUUAAUAAUGGCAAUGUAGAGCCUUUUCUCAUGAAGGAAGAACCAGCCAUAAACUCAGGUGACUGGAGAACUCAACUGCCACCGGUUUCACGCCAGAGGAAUGUUGACAAGUUAAUGGAAACACUGAAGAAACAUGUUCCGUAUUCAGGGCAAGAAGGAAUUGAAGAGCUCAGGAGAAUUGCUAUCAGCUUCGAGGAGUUAAUUUUCAACACUGCUGUAAACAAGGUGGAUUACUUUGGCAAAAUAUGCUUAAAGAUGCAGACUAUGGAAGAGAGCGACUAAAGUAAAAUUGCGUUGAAGUGGGGGGGGGGGGGUGUUUGGAACUUUCAGGCGAUUCCAUAUUUGUAUUGAUAAUAUUUAAGAAGAGAGUUUGAAAACCUCCAAACUUUAAAGGCAUGAAUAAAAGAAUGUUAGUCCAGUUUGUAUAAUCGGUAACGAUGAUAUAUAUUUCUUGCGGAGGAAGCCUCGCCUUGCUCUCUUUCAUGUUAUGUAAGGCUUGUAGUCCUCUUCUGGUUGUAUGUGAAAGCAUUUUAGUUACCUUCCUCCUGUUUAGUACUACUAAUGUUCAGUGUACACCACAUUCAAGAUUGUUUUAUAGUUCGACGAUCUAUUUCUC